GCAAACCUACUCCUGGAAGGGUCAUGAAUGAAUGAAAGCCAACCCAAACUGACUUACUCCCUUUCAUCAACCAAUCCUAUGCUCAUCCAUCGUCGAUGACAAGCCAUUGGAAUGGGAUUGAUUGCUUUGCUUUGACUGAGUAAACCACAGAAUUUACAGUCCCACGCCACCAAAAUAUUGAUUAUUGAUUUCGUGUAAAACCAAACCACCACCUACAAAAGAAACUAUGAGCUUCGCUUCCCCAUUUAAAGCUCUCAACAACCACCUCAAACCUCUCUGCUUUUCUUGUUCCCCUUCUCUGCGCUCCAAUCACUUCUCACUCAGCUAUUCUCUCUCUCUCUCACCGCCCACGGCUCACCGCUUUCUCUCUCUUUCACGCUCUCGUAUUUUCUCUUCAUUAAGUUCUGGGUCGUUCAUGGAGGUGGUGAAAGAAGUAGCUAAGCAAGGGUCUGCGGCUUCUGAUGGUGUUGCCAUUAGAGCUGACCAGAAAAGUUACACUUACAAACAACUCUUUUCCUCUGCUUGGAGGAUAUCGAACCUGUUGUUGGGCUCUGACUUAAACGCUAUCCAAGAAGCAGGCAAACACGUAGCUCAUUCUGCGCCAAUUAAUGGCGCAAGAGGACAAGGAAAUCUUGGCGGGGCUCGUAUAGGAAUUGUGGCUAAACCUUCAGCUGAAUUUGUUGCUGGAAUGCUUGGGACUUGGCUUAGUGGUGGUGUUGCAGUUCCGCUUGCAAUAAGCUAUCCAGAGGCUGAACUCUUGCACGUGAUGACUGAUUCGGAUAUAUCCAUGAUAUUGAGUACUGAAGAUCAUCAAGAACUUAUGCAAAACAUUGCGGUGAAAACUGCUGCUCAAUUUUCUCUUAUUCCACAUGUUCCCAGUAGUUAUUCAGAGGAAAGUGGAGUUGAUCAUCUACAAUCUGGGGAAAUAGAUGCAGAUAGAAUUUUGCAUAACACAGAGACUGCAAAUGAAAAUCCUGCCUUAAUUAUCUACACUAGUGGUACUACUGGGAAGCCUAAAGGGGUUGUUCACACGCACAAAAGCAUUUGUGCACAGGUCCAAACAUUGGCAAAAGCAUGGGGAUAUACAUCUGCGGAUCAAUUUUUGCAUUGUCUGCCAUUACAUCAUGUUCAUGGGCUUUUCAAUGCUCUACUUGCCCCUCUCUAUGCAGGCUCCACGGUGGAGUUCAUGCCAAAGUUUAGCGUGAGGGGUAUCUGGCAGAGAUGGCGCGAGUCAUAUCCAGCAAAUGAAACAAAGGCUGAUGAUUCUAUAACCGUGUUUACAGGAGUUCCAACUAUAUAUUCUCGAUUGAUACAAGGUUAUGAAGCAAUGGAUCCGGAGCUAAAAGCAACCUCGGCCUUUGCUGCAAAACAGUUGCGUCUAAUGAUGUGUGGCUCGUCUGCACUCCCUCUUCCCGUCAUGCAACAGUGGGAAACCAUCACAGGACAUCGUCUUUUGGAAAGAUAUGGAAUGACAGAGUUUGUCAUGGCCAUAUCAAAUCCCUUAAAUGGUGAGAGGAAAGCAGGCACUGUUGGCAAACCAUUUCCUGGUGUGGAGGUAAGAAUUCUCGCAGAAGAUAAGAGUGGAAGUGAUGGAACGGGAAUGGGAGAGCUUUGCAUUAAAAGCCCCUCAUUGUUCAAGGAGUACUGGAGACGUCCUGAGGUAACUAAGGAAUCAUUUACAGAUGACGGUUUCUUCAAGACUGGGGAUGCUGUUGGAGUGGACGAGGAUGGAUAUUACAUCAUUUUGGGACGCACAAGUGCUGAUAUUAUGAAGGUUGGUGGAUACAAGUUAUCUGCAUUAGAAAUAGAAUCUGUACUUUUAGAGCACCCAACUGUAGAAGAGUGUUGCGUGCUGGGCCUACCAGACAAAGAUUAUGGAGAAGCUGUCUCUGCAAUUAUUGUGCCAGAAGCCGAAGCAAAGAAGAGGAGAGAAGAAGAGUCAAGACCUGCUAUAAGCUUGGAAGAACUCUGCAGUUGGGCCCAAGUCAAACUCGCACCAUACAAGCUGCCAACACGUCUUUUUCUAUGGGAUUCACUACCUCGUAAUGCCAUGGGAAAGGUGAACAAGAAAGAGCUGAAGAAAAAGUUGGCAGCUGAACAAGACGUUUAAUUGCGUAGGUGCUCGUUUCUCCGACAAAAUAAUGAGAAGGGGUUGAAGAAGGAAAUAAAGCGAAGCGUUGCAGCGUUGAGUUUUUUUUUUUCCGUUGCGAAUCUGCCUUCCUGAGGUCGUAAAAGAAACAAUGAAACAUGUGAUAGCUAGAAAUUAGUUGGUUCAUUUUCUUGGUUUAGAAAAUAAUUCUAGUGACAAGAGGCUGAGCUAGAAGCAAGAAUUUCAGAUUCUUAUAAAAAAUUGAAAAACAAUAAUGACAUUUCUCCGUCGUCUCCAGAACAGAUUAUGUGACAUUAUAGAAGUCAGUUUGGAGACCGGAAUAACUAUACUAGUUUCCUAAUGAGCAUUCCGCCACAUUUGUUGAUUCUCUUUCGGGAAUGCAAAACUUUGUAUAUUUUACCUAUUGAAAGAAAAAGACGACAAUUCCGUAUGGGAUUGGCGAUACGUAUGAGAGUUGGUAAA
This is a messenger RNA of Morus notabilis, 2572 nucleotides long. Its product is annotated as malonate--CoA ligase. Gene Ontology annotation, molecular function: medium-chain fatty acid-CoA ligase activity. The transcript has 17 exons. The record is from RefSeq and is a predicted model, not a curated record. NCBI's taxonomy places the organism in Eukaryota, Viridiplantae, Streptophyta, Magnoliopsida, Rosales, Moraceae. Gene Ontology annotation, biological process: fatty acid metabolic process. The coding region runs from base 227 to 2110 and encodes 627 amino acids.